Molecule: messenger RNA, 1455 nt
Organism: Anthostomella pinea
Lineage: Eukaryota; Fungi; Ascomycota; Sordariomycetes; Xylariales; Xylariaceae
Source: the annotation of a GenBank genome assembly
AUGAAAUACGGCCAGCGCUUCGAGGAGGCUUCCGUCCCGGGCUGGAGUCUGCACAACAUCGACUACACUGCCCUGAAGCACCAGAUCAAGACACAUACCUCCAAGGCCCAGGCCACCGCCAUCGCAAUCCCGGGCCAGCAGGACCACGCCCUCGAGAAGUUCGAGAAUGCUUUCUACCACGAGCUGUGCAGCCAGCACGGCCGCGUCCAUCUCUUUGUCACCAGCAAGGCCGAUGAGAUCGCCCGCCGUCUACGUCACCUCUCCGACCUCUUAAACCAGCUGAUAAUACGAUGUGCCGACUCCCGUGGCGUCUCUGUCAAGCGACAACGACGCUUCUCGAGAUACCAAUCGCAAAUUGAAGAGUGCGGCCGGGAUACCAGGGCACUGGCCAGGUUUGUCGACGCUCAAGUUACCGCCUUUCGCAAGAUCCUUAAGAAGUACAAGAAGUGGACCGCUUCCACCACCCUGAGCGCUCGGUUCAACGAGAACGUUCUCGGUUCCCCCAAGAGCUUCACGACGCGGGACCUUCGGCCACUACAGCUGCAGUAUCAAGAGUUGCUCCUUACCCUCGAGGCUGCAUCGCCUGUCGGCACAACCGCAUCCGAACUAUCGCAAUCCCGAUCGCCUUCCCGCCGCGGCAGUAGGCGACGCGCUCACACACCACCGGCGCUCAUUACAACAUAUUGGAACGAAUACGAGCACGGCAGCGAGGCCGGAGAUUACGGCGACCACGACGACGGUGCGUACGCCAUUUACAUCGACCCCGACGCGAGCGCCGACAUUCCGGGCCUCGUGUAUAUCAAGACCCUGUUCACGGCGCCCGUCGACAAGAUGCGGCACUGGCUGAAGAGAUCACGGGUAACAUCCGCUUCUUCCGGCAGCACAAUAGUAGCAUCACCAUCAUCGCCGGAGACGCAAUCACUACUCAACCACGACAAUCGCAAUAAUAAUAACCGCCAUACAAACAACCGUACCACGAUAGACUCCAACACCACACCCACUGACUACUUCAGCAUCACCCGCCCAGCCACCACUCCGACGACCGAUGCCGAAGCCACCGACGAGGAGUACACAUCGUCCGAUGACCAACGCCACCUGGGCUCCCGCUCGUUUGGCGGAGAGGCGGCCCUCGUGCACCACAAAGUGGCCAUAUAUCGAGAUCGCAUCCUAACCCGAAGCGUUGUCCUGGCAUUCGCGGCCGCAUUUGUGCUGCUCAUAAUAUCGGGUGUGCUGAUCGCGACGGGACGGCAUCGACAGCGCCUCGAGGUCGACGCGGGCGUAACGGUUGGCUCAGUUGCUAGCCUGUUCUGCGCUUGCAUGGGGCUUGGCGCCAUGUUGUACCGCCAGUUCCCAACUGGGUACAUGUAUUGCUCCGCCGUGUGGAUAACAUUCUUAGCCCUAUGCGUGCUGAAUGGGAUGUUGCUUGUGCUCGUGGUAGGGAGUAACGGCUUAUGA